Molecule: messenger RNA, 1895 nt
Organism: Menidia menidia (Atlantic silverside)
Lineage: Eukaryota; Metazoa; Chordata; Actinopteri; Atheriniformes; Atherinopsidae
Source: the annotation of a GenBank genome assembly
GAAAAGUGACUUUUUAUUAAACAUUUUGCGUAUGAGGCCUGGCCAGUGGGUGGCGGCACUGCCUUGUGAUGUUGACACCCACGACUGAAGUGUUCGUUGCGUCAUCAUUUCGCGCCAAUUACAACCAAAACAGGCAUUCUUGCUCUACAGUGAAAACAUGAGUAACUUCUCAAGUAAGAGAUAAUGCCAUUAUCUGCUGAUUAUGCUGCAGCCAGAGUUCACCCAUGCUCCGCUUGAAGAAAAUGGUAUGUUAAAAAACAGCGGCGAAGACCAUCCGAAAGGAGCCGAAGAGGGGGAGGAGAGGGGGGAGAGAAGCCCGUUCUGCUUCACUCCACAGCGCAUCCACCUGAACAAGGACCACGAACUGUUUGAGGAUGGCGACAUUCUGCGACACAUGUACCUGCAAGACCUCUACAUCUCAGAGACAGAAGACAAGCAAGCGCUCAGUGUGUCAGAGUUUGCCUGCCACAUCUCUGGCUGCACUGCCGUCUUCAGCACAUUGGAGGAGUACGAGCACCACUACAACUCCCUGCACAGGCACGUGUGCUGCACCUGCCACCGAUCCUUCCCAAGUGCCCAACUCCUGGACAUUCACAUUCAGGAGUGGCAUGACUCUGUCUUUGCCAUUCUUGCUCAGAAGCAGGACAUGUACCAGUGUUUGGUAGCAGGCUGUGGGCUGAUGUUCAGGACUAGUAAACAAAGGAAAGACCACCUCAUAAGAAUUCACAAGUACCCUCCAGAUUUCAGAUUUGACAAAAGCAAGGACAGAGGAACAAGAGAAGCAAAGAGACAGACGCAGAAGGACUCCUCCAUGGUGGUGGAGGUUGAUGCUUGUGAGGCUGACGGUGAGCAAGAGGAAUCCAUGGAGACACAUGUGUCCGAGGAAGCUACCAGCUCAGAGACGGUCUCAGGGCCAGUAAAACCACAAUACUCAUACAGGUUGGUCGUGGCAAUAAGAGAUACAGUUCUCAGGGUUCCUUCAAAUGUGUGCUUUGGUCACAGCUCAGUCCGAGGCUUCAGAGGACGACGGAGAAAAUGAAAUGAAACACCACAAUUGACUUAUUUGUCGGAGACACCUUCUGUACUUUUAAAUGUCUUUUGUGUAAUUAACUUGAAAUAAAACUACUUUUUUAACGUAAAAGUGUAACACAUAAUUACUCAUUUAGGUGAUGAAGGUAAGAUACAAUGAUUGUGUUACCCAUUUGUUGUCAUGCUUAUGUUGGUUUUGGUGACAUCUUCCCUUGAUAAGAAGGUGAUGAGGACCAAUUGCGCUGAUAAAUAAUAACAAACUUUAUUAUAAGAAUGCUGUACAGCAUUGUAACGAUCCUGUUUGUUCAAUACAUUUUCGAACUUAACUCAUUCCCCACACUUUCAGAAAUUUUUAGAGGUUAUAUAUAAAAAUGUUGGUUGCACCUUGGUUAGGACAUAUAGGCAAUGUCUUUUGUGAAUAUGUCUGUACGACUUUUUGGAAUGUUUACAUUUUGUGGAGUUCUUCUAUUUUUUGCUCUCGUUGCAAUAAAUGGAGAAUCCCUCAAAAACGUCAACCUCACACUACUUUAGUGUAUUUGUAGAGUUCUCAUAAAAAAAGGGUCAAGGGUCAACUAAAUCAAAGAACACUGGUCUUAAAUGUAAAAAUAAAACUGAAGAAAGCCUUGUAGUUACCAGAAAAGGUUAAUAAAGGCUAAUUUUGAUGUAACCAAAACCUGCGCAUGAGCGACCGAAUUUGCCUCAAUAAAUGGGGAGUUUUGUUACACGCAUUUACAACCCAAUAUGCGCCACUUCCGGUCAAAACUGGAAGUGACUAUAAUUGAAUUUAUUUAAUUUCUUUUCUAUGAUUUGAUAUUAUUUGAAUUUUUUUGUAAUCUAUUAGAUUUACAAUUUGUCUUUUAAUUUGG